AUGUGGCUUCGAGACUUUCUUCCCAGGGAUAUUCCGAAUGUUCGAGUCCAGACAUACGGCUAUUCUUCCGCCUUGGCAAACAGCAACUCGACAGCAGGUCUGUUGGACUACGCGAAGCUGUUCCUCCAGGCUCUUCAGGAAUCUCGUCGACACAGCGAGGCCAAGGUAAGCCCUCGAGCCCGUCCUGUUACGCCAGUGUCUGAUCUGGGUCAGAGACGCCCUCUUAUCCUCAUCGGUCAUAGCUUAGGUUGUCUUAUCAUCAAGCAGGCUUUGGUGUGGAUUGCCACAUUCGAAGAAUGCAAGGAACUUCGCCCUUGUAUUUACUCUAUCGUACUUUUUGGCGCACCGCAUAGAGGCUUGAAUACAACCGCAUUGGAGACGCUCGUUACAGGAAGCGUCAGCGAACGACUUAUUCGUGACUUGAAAAGCGAUUCAGUCGUUCUUGCUAAUCUGAAUGCAGAAUUUGCCUCUGCCUCCAAGAAAGUCAGAAUUAUCACUUGCUCUGAGCUUAGGACUACACCAACCGCCAGAAAAGACCCAGAAGGGAGAUGGAAGCGCGAUGGUCCGGAGGUAAUGAUGGUGGACAGGGUUUCGGCUUGUCUUUAUGUGGAUCAAGAAGAGCGAAUCGAGAUCAAUGAAAACCAUUCGAUGAUUGCGAAGCUGUCCGACCAGCCCAGUAGCGCUUACCAUGUGCUGCGAAACAAACUCAAAGACCACGUGACAAGGGCACCUAACGUGGUGAUGUCUCGGUUCUUCCAGCUUGACUGUAUUGAAAUGCUCAAAACAAUAGCAAAAGCUGCAAUGCAUGUUCUCGAGAAACUCUCUUCCCUAAAUUGGGACGAUGAGAUCGUCGAACCAGAACACGAGAUUUCGGUCAACAAUGUCGUCAGAUUGCUCGCCUCGCAAACCAGCUUCUACACAGCUUUUCAGAGCUUCAUGAAGGACGAGAGACUCUCCCAAAUCCUUGACAGCACCGGAAGUUCCUCGAAUCUUUCCAGGCGGGUGUUCCUACAGGUCCAAAAGUUGCAGCAGCUGUUCUCUAUAUAUCACUCCUAUUCUGAGAUGUCGCCAGAAAGCCUUUUGGAGGAUGAGAUCCAAGGCAGGAUUUUAGAUCCAAAUAGUUCAUCGACCUAUUCUACAUUGAGCAAGGACGGUAUCAAGAACUUGAUACAAUCCUCGACGGCCUGUAUCGGAAAAAUACAAAUAGUACUAUCAUUUGCCCUUUUAGGAACAGAUAGUCUCUCGACGAUGAAGGAGUUCAAAGAGAACACAAUGGCCAGGCGUACUGGUAUUGCGGGCCUUGCCGAGCGGCAAGCAUGUAUAGUACAAUCCAUCGACCACGCCAUGGAAUUACGGCCUGCAUUGCAGGGCUGCUUGACCGAGGAGACCAAUAGAUUGGAUCUACGUUUAAUGUUAUUUCAAGACGAAAACACUUCUCUGAGCGAGACGGUCAUUGUUGAGUACCGAACGUAUGCAACAGCUGAUGAAGCACAAAUUUCUGGAGUGUCCCAAGGAAAAGCCACAAAAUCAGAGUUGAUAGCCAGACGUCAAAUCAAUGAGCUCGCCACUCUGCUUCAACAGCGCUGCUUUUCAGAGGAUGACCCUGCAGAAACCCAAGACAGCUUUCGAUCCGGUCCCACCACAUUCCAGUGUAUAGGGUAUCUUGAAGAGCCGGCCAAUCGCCGAACGGCAUUUCUUUUCCGAAUACCCACGGGACGGAAAGCGAGCGAUGUUCAAACGCUGCAUAGUUUCAUCGAAUCUGCCACCUCAUCCAAUCCGCCAGUUAACCUUCCCCUGGAGCAAAGACUGUCUCUUGCCCAAAAAGUCUGCUUAGCCCUGCUGAAACUCCACAGCUGGGGCUGGGUCCACAAGAACUUUUCAUCCCAAAACAUUGCUCUGAUGCCCAGCUCGACUGGGACCAUGAUCCCUUAUGUCAUGGGCUUCGAAUACAGCCGUAGCAUGGAUGACGUCUCCCUCAAUAGCAGCACGAGAAGCGUGAGAAAAGACAUCUACCGCCAUCCUGACCGUCAAGGCUUUCCAACAAAGACCUUCACGAAGGAACACGAUCUCUACGCCCUCGGCCUCGUGCUGUACGAGAUCGGCGUGUUCAGGACUGUGACCUUCAGAUUCAGAAAACAACUCGACAAAUACAGAGUAGAGGGCGUCUUCCCAGAUCGCCAACAGGUAAAGAGUAUGCUGGUCGAGAUGGCGAGACGCGAUUUGCCAAAGGCGGUGGGGACGCCAUAUAUGAAGGCGGUGCUGAAAUGCUUGACGGGCGAUUUCGGUGUCACGUUGGACGAUAAAAACCAGACGAGGCUUGGAUUGGCGUUUCAGGAGCAGGUGCUCGCCGUCAUCGAAGAUGGCGUGCGGCCUGCUUGA
Molecule: messenger RNA, 2379 nt
Organism: Endocarpon pusillum Z07020
Lineage: Eukaryota; Fungi; Ascomycota; Eurotiomycetes; Verrucariales; Verrucariaceae
Exons: 2
Coding region: 1-2379 (792 amino acids)
Biological process (GO): protein phosphorylation
Molecular function (GO): protein kinase activity; ATP binding
Source: RefSeq, a predicted model, not a curated record